This is a messenger RNA of Varanus komodoensis (Komodo dragon), 3970 nucleotides long. RefSeq names its product carcinoembryonic antigen-related cell adhesion molecule 5-like. Bases 76 to 2007 code for a protein of 643 amino acids. The record is from RefSeq and is a predicted model, not a curated record. The transcript has 11 exons. Lineage: Eukaryota; Metazoa; Chordata; Lepidosauria; Squamata; Varanidae.
CCGGGCGGACUGCGAGGCAGGCGGGCGAGCGAGCGAGCGAGCGAGAGAGCGAGCGAGACGCCCGCAGGCGCCACGAUGGGAGAGACCCGGGCGGGGCGGCGGCCGCCGCCUUGUCGCCAGCCGGGCUGCGGGGGCUCCUGGCCGGCGACGCUCCUCGCAGCCGCCAUCCUCAGUUCCUGCCUCCCGCUGACUCAAGCCCAGGAAGUAAUACCCAUCACAUGGACACCCCAAUAUCCAAGAACAGGACAGAAUAUGACCCUAAAAGCAGGAGGAACCUUGGAAAAGGUUGUCAGCUGCAGCUGGUUCCGAGGGACAGUAACUGAUGUGACAAAGCGGAUCCUUGUCUAUUACUUACCUCCAGUUGCUCAAGGGCAAGUUAAUGGACCUUCCUAUACUGGGCGAGAGACGGUGGGCGCAGACUGCUCCCUUCACAUCCGUAAUUUAACAUUAAAUGACUCUGGAAACUAUACUAUGUCAAAAGAAGGAGGUGUGACUGCAGUUGGCCACGUGACCAUAGAGGUCUCAGAGCCAGUCAGUAGCAUCACCAUCCAGGGACCCGAAAAUGUGUUUGAGAAGAACAUCACGGUGCUGAACUGCACCUCCUUGGGCACCAGUGUUGCGUACCAUUGGUUAAAGGGGGACCAGAGGCUGGAGGCUGGAGGGCACAUCACUCUGAGCAGCAGUGGCCGGACCCUCCAGCUCAGCCCAACAAACCGGAGUGACUCGGGGGUCUACACCUGCUAUGGAAACAACAGCAUCUCUAAUGCAAGCACCAACCAUUCGCUGGAUGUUUUCUAUGGGCCUGAUGUUCCCGUAAUCAGCCCCAAUACCCAAUAUUAUGAAGAGGGCUCCAGUCUUAAACUCUCGUGCAAAUCCUACUCCAACCCACCUGCGCUAUACACUUGGCACUCAGACAAGACUGUACAACCUGGAGACACCUUCCGGAUCUUUAGCCUGUCUUUAAAUGACACUGGAAAUUAUACCUGUGAUGCUUACAACAAUAAGACCUUCUCAACCCAAUUUGCAGUCCUGGAGAUCUGGAUAAUGGAAAUACUCAACAGACCAGCCCUGACACCCGAAAGUAUCACGAUGGUAGAGAACAGCACCGUCGUCUUGCAGUGUAGUACUUCCACCAGCUCCAGGGUCAUCGUCUCCUGGCUGAAAGAUGUUGCCCCUGUCCGAGGCACGGCAGAACUAUCUAAUCAGAACCGAACCCUCACACUACCUGGCAUCACCAAAGAUGAUGCUGGCAGCUAUACAUGCGUGGUCAGCAACCCCGUCAGCAACGCUUCGAGCAGCCCAGCUAACCUAGUGGUGCAAUAUGGGCCGUAUGAUGUCCGCCUGAACCAGUCAGGAACCAUAUCAGAGACCCUGGGUUCCCUUUUGGCUCUGCAGUGCCUUGCAGACUCCUUCCCUUUGGCGAAGUUUCAGUGGUUUUUCAAUGAUACCGAUCAGAACGUAGACAAAGACACCUUCAGUGUGCAGUUGAAAACCUGGGAGAACGGAGGAGUCUAUAAAUGCCAGGCUUACAAUGCCAGAACCAAUCGCACUGGCUCAGAGUCUGUCACAGUGACGCUGAAAAGCAAGGAUCCUCCGCCUACGAACGGAGGGGGUUUGUCCAGUGGAGCGAUUGCUGGGAUUGUCAUAGGCAGUCUGGUUGGAGUAGCGCUCAUUUCGGGUCUGAUAUAUUUCGUGUACACCAAGACUUCCUUGGGGAGGACGGAGCAGCACAUAUCCAAUGGAAACAUUCCCUCCACACCCGGCCACAACCAGGGAGUUUCUGAGACCAAGGCCAGAUCGUUGGUAACCCAAAGUCUAAUGGAUUCUAAUGACUCAGAAAUCCAGGGUUCUGAUCCCAGAGAUGAGCAGGGUGAAGAGGACAUACAAUAUUCAACACUAGCUUUCAGCCCCAGCAGCCCUGCCAAAGCAGUCUCGGCGCCUCCUCCUCCUCCUCCUUCGGAAAGCAAUACCAUUUACUCAGAAAUCAAAAAGAAAUUAUCAGGAUAAAUCCUUCCUCCGUGCUCUUGAGCGCAUGACUCCCCACGCCCCGGCUCUGCUUCCCUUACCUGGAUUCUCAUGUGCUGGGCGCGUGGAAAAGAAUGAUUACCUCUUCUGAAGAGGGAGGAGGGAACCCCUCCUAUGCACAACCAGAUUUCCUCUCAAAUCCCACCCAAGCCCUUUCAGAUUCAAAGAAAAGGACAGGCAUUUCUGUCCACACCACAAAGAGUUUGCAGCCAAGCCCAGUGAUCAAAGGACUGGACUUCAGACACGUGGUGCCAAGCGAGGCGGCUGCAUCCUCCGAAGCGGCAGAAGGAAAGCUGUCAACGGCCCGCUCUCUCUCUUCUUCCUCUCCCACACUCCCCACUGCCAGUGUUGCAGCGAUUCCUGGCCGUGCCAAACCUCCCGUUGCUCCCUCGCUUGGGUCUGGGGUCCCCGGGCCGCCGCACUUCCUGCUCUCUCCGGCUUUCUCCAAGCCCCCACUCCAGGAACUGAAUUCCUGCCAGCCAGGUGAAUACAAGGAAGCACUCAAUCCUGAGGAGAAGUGUACAGUAUCUGCCUUGGGUAUUCACCAUGUUUCAGCAAACAAACAACCACUUUUGUCUGCCUCCCAACUUCUGCUGUACAGCGAGUUUAUUUGCCGUCUGGAGUUCUGUGAUUUUAGUGCACCCUUUCCUGCCCUUUUACAUAAGUGAAUUUGCUCCACGGGUGCGCUCUGGCGCACGGGAGCAGGUGAUCUGCGACAGCGAAGGCUCACCCGAACAUUUUUGCUUCUGUUCAGCAAGCCAUUAUUCCCCGCUUCCUCCCGAUUAAUAGCGUGACCCUGUCCAAAGCCAGAGGAUGGAAGCAGGAAGACACACUGCGGAACAGAUGGGGCCAGACUGGUGAAGCAGCUGAGCUGAUAAACACGCAGGAGGUGGCCAGCAAAAGCAGCUGAUAAACACGGGGCCUCCUCCCAGGCUCUCCAACGAAGCCAAGCGGACGCCUGGGGUGCGGCAAGGAAGAGAGCAGUGCUAAACCAUUAGCGGACGAUGGCGAGUGGGUUUGGCUUUCACUAGCCCUGGGCGAGAGAGGGCUGCUUUGUAUCAGCCUGGCUCGUUGGCAACCCCAGAGCUGCCGUGUCAAAGAGCCUAGUUCAGCCUCGAUGCUCACUGAGCAGCUUGGGGCAAGUUGUCCUUUACAUCCUGGCAGGGCUGUUGUGACGCUGCAAGGAGAUAAUCUUGAGCCUUUGGGGUGGGUGGGUGAGAUUACAGGCAGUUAAUUGCAAUCAGAAUCCUAGCUUAGCUUUCUUCCACACUGCAGAGGAACGUUUCGGUCAGUCGGAUGGAACAGGCAGUUUUGCGAAGCACCACGAAGUGGCGGAGCCGUGGGCUGAGCUGUGCGCAAUUGUCUGCUCCGCUUUGGAAAUCCAGAUUGGCUCUGCAGCCGGCCAAGCUCCGUCGAAGUUAGUCCGACCGCCAGAUCCAGAGCUUGCGAGAUCUUGCCUGGGGGGCAAGGAGGGGACGGGGUGGGGCUCUCCCGCAUCCACGGCACACUGCUGUGGCUGCUUGGUUGGUGGCUUCAUCUCCCCCACCACUCUGUUGGCAGCGCCCACGUGCCCUGCCGAGCGAUAGCAUCUGGGACACUCUGGGCCUUGCUAAUUGGCGGGUGGGGCUGGAGCACAGACGUGCGUCCGUCCAUCCGUCCGUGCGAAGCCCGGGGACGGAGGGACAAUGGGGCAGUGUUUGGAGCAACCGCUGCACUCGGGCCGCAGCGCCACACUGGAGCGAUACAGUUUCUGUCCCCUUGAAGGAGGCCUGUCCCUCCGAGGAGACCCAGCUGGCCGGCUGGCGAAGGAGGGCCGUGUGACUUCAAGGAGGGAACGCACAGGCUGGGGGUGGGCUGCAGGAUGUGGUGACGGUGAAAUCGGGGCUGCUGCUUUGGUGUUUGUAUAAUGAAUCUCUGUUUUUAAUUAAAAGAAUGUGAGUAUGGA